Molecule: messenger RNA, 2790 nt
Organism: Ctenopharyngodon idella (grass carp)
Lineage: Eukaryota; Metazoa; Chordata; Actinopteri; Cypriniformes; Xenocyprididae
Gene: oafa
Product: OAF homolog a (Drosophila)
Exons: 4
Coding region: 493-1308 (271 amino acids)
Source: RefSeq, a predicted model, not a curated record
CUUUGGGAGCCCGUUGGACUGCUGCACUUUGGAUAAUGAAGGAAGUGACGAAUCCGCAAGACUAGGAGAGAGAGGCAAAACUCCAGAGGAGAAAAACAGAAACCAAGAUUGAAGUCAGCGUGAAGCGCAGUGUACUGAAUGAACGCGAGCGUCAUUGGCAAGAGCGCGAGUCGGCAAGAGAUCACGAAUCAAAGUUCCCUCAAUGAGAGGCGCGAGACGAGUGGAAACACCAGAUUGAUCCCUGUGUGACGCGGCUCUCUUAAAUGUUUAUUUACCAAACGUGAAAAGUCUCUGGACCUGUUUUAAAAGACUUUAUGAAUUCAUUUGUAUAUCCAGCUUCCAAAAAAUAUGGAUGAAGUUGUGAAAGUGGAACGGCUGUGAUGUUUUGAGGAGAUAGCGGAGUCUAUCUGAAGAGUCUUUUGGAAUGAGUCGAACCGCAUCAGCGACUGUUAUACCAGUGGAUUCUCCUUCUGAGAUUUAGGAUUAUCUGGAAUGUUUGCGAGGUGGAUUUCACCGGGUUCAGUUCGGUUAACUGUGUUGGUUUGGCUGCUCACGCUGUCAGUAACUCUCGGGUCUGCUUCUGAGCUGAAGGUGAGGGUUCGUUUGGCCGAUGGACAGAUCACAGAUGAACUUCUGGAAGCGGACAGUGAGAAAGACUCCAUCACUGUGGAGUUUAAACAAGGAGAUGGCACUCUUAUAACUUUUGUGGCCGAUUUCAAACAGGAUGUGAAGAUCUUCCGGGCGCUGAUCCUGGGAGAACUGGAGAGAGGGCAGAGCCAGUACCAGGCGCUCUGCUUCAUCACGAGACUCAACCACAAUGAGAUCAUCCCCAGCGAGUCCAUGGCCAGACUGCGACAGAAAAAUCCCCAGGCCAUCCGCACAGCGGAAGAGAAGAGAAGCACAGAGAUGCUGAGCAUGAACGUAGCGGUCAAUUUGACACGAACGUGGCAGCUGAGUGCCCACAUCCACAACAUGUGCAGUGUGGCCCGGGAGGCCGUGUACACGCGUGAGGCUGAUGUCAGACACUGGCUGGACAGAGGCGUCGAGGGUUCCAUGUUCGAGCCUCAAGCAGUGGAGGUGCCAAGUCUGCAGAGCUGCGGGACAGUGAAGGACCUGUGGCAGCCUUGCUCCUGUAGCUACAAUCUCAGACUGGAAUGGUACCCCUGCCUGCUGAAGUACUGUCGCAACAGGGACGUCUCCGGCAGGGGCAACCCGUAUAAAUGUGGCAUCAAAAGCUGCAGCAAAGGCUACCAGUUUACUUACUAUGUACCGCACAAACAGCUGUGUCUGUGGGAGGAAGAGACCUAGAACCACAUAUGCUUCUACAAAAACAUAUUUAAUGUGACCUUUACCAGAGGUUUCGUUCACCUCCGAGCCUUUAGACUCGUGCCUUCUGCACAGAAGAAGUUAUGCUGGAUGGGUGUGGAUGGAGUGUGAUUUGAGCUAAUUUUGUUUUUCCAGAGCAGUUGGCCACAUCUUUGAGCUGUCGACUGUGCAUUUAAGCUGGUCAGUAGUUUUAAAGCUCUUACCAGCACUGUGGAAUGAGUAUCUUUUGAGUCUUGACAUACAGACCCAAGUGAGCAACCUGUGAAUUAGUCAGAAUAUAACAAGAUGUCAUCUUAAAAUUAGCUGGAUCUCAUCAGGUUGCCUUUUUUUUUUUUUUUUUUUUUUUUCCUGAAGCUGGUAUUAUUUAUUUUGCAGUGGGAAAUGAUUGAAAACACUUAAGCACAGCGCACAUGUUCAGAGAAAAUGCCUUUUUCUCUCUUUUUUAAAGAUUUUUUUUUUUCUGUAUUCUGACUGUUAGAUUUAAAGCACUGCAUUAAGUUAAUGGUGGACAUAGACAUGCUUUGAUCAAUGUUGGUACAGGACAAAAAAUGGUACAGAGUCAUUCUCCAAAUGAUUCAAACAGAUUCAAUCAUGUGAAUUUUCUCACCUCAAGUCUUAAUGCGAGCAACAAUUUUGGAUUCUUUGGGGGUGUGUUUCAUCUUCAUAAGGAUGGACUUGUCUUUAUCGCAUUGCACAACAGUAUCAUUUAAGGUCCAGUUGGAUCAAUUUUAACUUAUAGUUUGAAGUAUGGACAUAAGUUGGGAGCAGUCAAUGCUGCAAAAGUAACAUGGGAAACCAAAGUAAUGUAUGUUCUGAAAACAGAGGGAGAGAAAGUGAGAAAACAGACUGAUGAAAUCCUGCUUAGAUUGUUGCUACUGUGCAUCCAACACUGCCAUCUUCUGGUUAUGGAACAUUACUGUCACUCAGGCGCCUCCUAUCAAUAUGACCUCAGUACAUCAACAGAGCUGUGAAACCAUUACAAAUGUGGGUUCACAUCCUUUUGUGUGGUAUCAAAUGUCCUUGAAGAUUUCACUGCUUCAGAAGUCACUUAAAUAUUCAAUAGGACCAAAUCCACAGACUAAGCUCUAAUCAUGAAGAAGAGAAACAGUUAUUGUUUCACAUUUCACUACAUUUACCUUCAACUUACCACUCUUACCAUGCGAAUGUUCACUUUUAACAUACACGUUUGACUUGGUUGUAGUUCAUUGUACUAAAAUGUUUAUACUGAUUUAUUUAAUUUUGUUUUGUUUCAAAGAGUUAAAGUGUUAUGUUAAAAGUGUUGUUUGAGAUUACACCUCCUAAACCGACAGCUUUUGUCUGGGAUACAAGUGCCUUGGUGAUUCAGUGUUUACUGAUUCUUUUUGAGGAUAAAGCUGUUAUGAAUAAAGUAUCAAAACUAUUUUCCUAUGAAAAUGAAUAUGAACAUAAUAUGAAGUAAUUUUAAAUAAAAGCUCCUUCAGCAAA